UCCGUCCGAUCAGUUUCGCAUGGUCCAGAUUUUGGCAAUGUCACGUUAUGACUUAGCUAGGCAAUGUCACCCAAGCUGAGUCCUUCCAAGUUCCAACUCUAGCCCUCCUCGGCGCCCAUCGCCAUCGCCAUCGCCAUCGCCCACCAAAUUAUUCCCAUUCCCUCCAUCGCCAGUUCGCCGCCGCUCCGAUGGAUCCACCCCAGCGGAUCUUCGGCGCCGCCUCCUCACCGCCGAUCGGUAUCCCGCCCACCUCCAUCGCCGCUCCGGUGGAUCCACCCCAUCCGAUCUUCGGCGCCGCCUCCUCGUCGCCGAUCGCCCACCGCAGUCUCCUUCCCACCCCCUCCGUCGCCACCGCCGUCGCCGUUCAGGUGGAUCCACCCCCACCCCAUUCGGAGAGUGAGCUUGUUCAAGCGCUAUCUGACAAGUAUAGAUUGCCCGUGAGAUUUUUACUGAGUUCCAUUCCUCCAACUUAUUUGUCUGCUUGGGAGUUAUCUGAUGGCAAAGCACAGGGGCUGGUUUGGUCUCAUAGUGAUGCACUUGAUAUAACACAUCAUUAUCAAUCUCUAGGCUUACAUGAGAUUAGAUUUCUCUACUCUGAGUUCAUUUCUCUGAGAUGUGUCCAGGACAUGGAGUAUAUGAUUGCUCGUACUCCAUUCUCUAUGCGGGUACUUAACCCUGAUGUGGCUAAAGAGAAAAGCCGAAUGCUGUCCAAGCUGAACGGCUACUGCUGUAGCCUUCGGGAAGCCCUUCGGCAGGUCCAGGCUGGGGGGAAUCUGGUGGAGAUGUUUAACCUGAGAUCCAAAUUUGCUCAGGAACAUGAGCUCUGCACAUGCAGGACAGAGCUGCUGCGGCAGAUGAAGGUGGACGCUCUUAACAGAGUCUUGGUGCUUGGAUUGGGUGAAGGGGCAUCAUCUGCUCACUCCGCUGACAUGAUUUGGAUCCUUAAACACCACAGACCAGAUGAGUAUGCUGUGGCAGUUAAUGAUGAUGGGACCGUCUCAUGGCCCAUUAUUCAUGGCCUCGUGCAGAACAUCAGGAACAUGAUGGGCAACAAGCUUACGUCGAACGAUACCUUGGCUAACUCCCGCACUUCCUUGCUUGGUGUGAUCGGCCGCUUCCAAUUUGAGCAUAAAGUCCAGGAAGUCCUUGAGAAGACACGCAGCCAUUCAACAGUUCAUGACAGAUCCUACUUCAAGAUCCCAGGUUGUCAUGGAUAUCAGGUCUCAGCUUGAGGUCCUAACACGUCUAAUGAACAAGAAGUCGCUAAUAGGGAGCUACCCAAUUAACAUGCCUGGUGACACCACUGGAGAAGGGGUCUUGGACAUUACGGUAAUCCAUGAGAAGAAAGAAGCUGCUGCCCCAUCUUCUGCCCCAGCUGCCGUCCCAUGUACUGCCCCACCUGCUGCUCCAGCUGCUGCCUCAACUGCUGCUCCAGCUGCUGCCUCAACUGCUGCUCCAGCUGCUGCCUCUACUGCUGCUCCAGCUGCUGCCUCUACUGCUGCUCCAGCUGCUGCCUCAACUGCUGUACCAGAUGAUGCUACCCCAGCUGAAGCAUCUGAUGCUUCUUCAGAUGAUGCUGGUGAGGAAGUGGCGAUCAUGAAAUUUAUGGAGAUGGAAGGGGAACCUGAAGAACAGAGGGCAAAGCGCUUCCAAAGAUACUGUGCAUCCCUUGACUUCUGUUUAUAGAGUCGUAAACACUAAGGUUGAGGCACUGGAUUGAGAUUGAGGUGACCAGACACGGGUGUGGGGGAGGGGUUGCGAUUUCAAUUAUAAUCUGUUGUUUCCAACUCGGAGUGAUACUCUUUAUGUUUUGUCAGGGAACUUGGGGGUGUGAUUCAGGCCUAAUCUUGCUUCCAUUUAGAAGUGGUACUCUUUUAUCACGGGUCUGAUUAUGUAAAUGAGAUGUGAAGCAUGCAAUUAAAAUACAUGUUUGCCUUUUGAAGUCUGAUUGAGGUACUGAAAUAUCAGUUUGACA
This is a messenger RNA of Oryza sativa Japonica Group (Japanese rice), 1975 nucleotides long. NCBI's taxonomy places the organism in Eukaryota, Viridiplantae, Streptophyta, Magnoliopsida, Poales, Poaceae. The record is from RefSeq and is a predicted model, not a curated record.